AUGGCCCUAAAAAGAUUUGUAGGCAGAAGAGGAGUUCCUCAUACAAUAUACACUGACAACGCCACUACCUUCCAUGCCGCUAAUAAAGAGCUAUCCAUUUUAUGGGACAACUUAACAUCGUCAAAAGUUCAGCAAUAUUAUGCCCAGACGGGAAUUAAGUGGAAAUUUAUUGUUGCACGAGCGGCUUGGUGGGGAGGAUGGUGGGAACGUUUGAUCGGACUAACAAAAAGAUGUUUGCGAAAAUCCCUAGGUCGAACCUUGUUAGAUGAAGAAGGUCUUUCUACAGCAUUAGUUGGUGUUGAAGCCGCAUUAAAUAGUCGACCGUUAGUUUAUGAACAAGGAAAUGAUGAUCCUGAAGAAUCAUUAACACCAUCCCAUUUUCUUACCGGUAAAAGACUUACAACCAUACCUUCACAGCCUGCAGCAUCAAGUAGAAAUCUGACAAAAUUGUACAGGCAACAACAGGAUUUAUUAGACGCAUUUUGGAAGAAAUGGUCUAAGGACUAUCUAUUGCAAUUAAGAUCUUUCCACCAAGUUCGUAACGUUCAAAAAUCUUCUCAUGUUCGUGUUGGAGACAUAGUACUACUUCACGAAGAUGUAAGACCACGACAUACGUGGAAAAGAGGAUUGGUAACCGGACUAAUUAAAGGACGCGAUGGAAAAGUCCGGACUUGUACUUUACGUUCUGAGGGCAAGGAAAUCUCCCGACCUGUUCAACUGAUCAUUCCUCUUGAGGUUGAUCAGGGUGGGGAGGAUGUUCCAGACGCAACUGCGUGA
Messenger RNA from Parasteatoda tepidariorum (common house spider), 777 nucleotides. RefSeq lists its product as uncharacterized. Gene Ontology annotation, biological process: DNA integration. Gene Ontology annotation, molecular function: nucleic acid binding. The record is from RefSeq and is a predicted model, not a curated record. NCBI's taxonomy places the organism in Eukaryota, Metazoa, Arthropoda, Arachnida, Araneae, Theridiidae.